ACAAAAUUGUAAACUAACAUACGAAAUAUUUUUCUUUAUUUUCCAGGAAUAACAAUGAAAUCAUUGUUGCUCUUAUCUCUUUUCUGUGGACUAACUUCCGCCACAUAUCCACCCUAUACUUCCGGUGGAUAUCUGAAUUACCAGACAUAUUUUCCUAACACUUACAAUACCUUCACCAGCGGAUACAAUCCAUCCUUUAACUCCCUCAGCACUGGCUACUAUCCAUCCCUUAACACACUCAGCACUGGCUACUAUCCAUCCCUCAAUUCUGGAUACUAUCCUUCGUCCCUCCUCUACAACACGGCAUACUAUCCCACUGUCGUCAGUCAUUACCUGUAUUUCCCCGGAGGUAACCCAUGGGAACCUGGGAGGAAUUAUAUUGACUUGAGAAUUAACCCGUAUCCGUGGUACCUCAGAUAUUAUGGACAAUACCUAGGAGGUCUGGGUGGGGGAUUCACUUCCGGGUUAGGAGGCGUAAUCCCUGAAUCAUUCGGAACAGGAUCUCUACCAUUAAACGGACUUACUGCCGGAUUAGGAGGACUCUUAGGAGGUUCCUCACUAAGUGACUUAAGUACCAGUGGUAUACUAGGAUUUCCUUCCGGUUCUGGACUUACCGGAAGCCUUGGAGCAGGAAGUUUAGGAUUUCCGGGAGUUGGUGGAUAUUUCCCUGGCGGAAAUGUUGGAGGACUUGGCUACAGAAAGAAGAAAGUAUACUAGGAACUUUAGAAGAGAACUGCCAUGCUUUGUUGUACUUUUAUACUUUUGAAAUAAAUUG
This is a messenger RNA of Saccostrea cuccullata (small rock oyster), 775 nucleotides long. Its product is annotated as shematrin-like protein 1. The record is from RefSeq and is a predicted model, not a curated record. The transcript is spliced from 2 exons. The coding region runs from base 55 to 717 and encodes 220 amino acids. NCBI's taxonomy places the organism in Eukaryota, Metazoa, Mollusca, Bivalvia, Ostreida, Ostreidae.